Tigriopus californicus is the source of this 4058-nucleotide messenger RNA. RefSeq names its product tyrosine-protein kinase hopscotch-like (gene hop). The transcript has 2 exons. Gene Ontology annotation, cellular component: cytoskeleton; cytosol. Gene Ontology annotation, biological process: cell differentiation; intracellular signal transduction; hemopoiesis. Gene Ontology annotation, molecular function: cytokine receptor binding; ATP binding; non-membrane spanning protein tyrosine kinase activity. The record is from RefSeq and is a predicted model, not a curated record. NCBI's taxonomy places the organism in Eukaryota, Metazoa, Arthropoda, Copepoda, Harpacticoida, Harpacticidae. The coding region runs from base 98 to 3748 and encodes 1216 amino acids.
GUCACGCUUAAAUGUCAUAAGAGAAACGUGCGUAACAAAACAUUUUCUAUCCUUAAUCUCCAUUAACCACUGAUCUUGGCGUUCAUUUGAAGUGGAGAUGGAGGAGGGCGGCCAGUCCAUCCUCUUGUUUCCCCUCAGUGAGCCCAAAGUGUCCUUAAAUGUGGUCCAAAGCCACUUUAUUGGGGGUUCAUCCAUCCACACGGAGGAUGUGGUCCUGUACAUUUGCCGUGAUCGCUUGGAUAUCCGACCUAUCGCGUGGCCGCUCUUUGGCCUUAGGGCGGCUGACGGCCUUUGGUUGGCCCCUAAUCAAAAUAUUCAUGAACUUGAUCGCAUGAAACACUUCCCUUUAGAAUUCCGCCUUCGGUUCAAAGUUCCUGUGCCCUUGCGUUUAGCCGAACUUGAUCCCAAUGCCAUGAAGUACUACUAUGAGCAAAUCAGACAUGAAUACAUCACUGGUCGAACCAUUUCGUCCAAGUUAGAAGAAGUGGAGAUGUACCGAAAAAAUGGGGUGUGGCACAAGAUUCGUUCACUGCCCCAACCGUCCAAUGAAAAAGAUGAGCAUUUGAUGAAGGACCUUUGGAUUAAAGCCCUAGAGAUUUCCGGAAUUCUGGUGGGGAUUGAAGUGAAAGAAGAGCGAACUCAGUUGUCGAAAGCCCUCAAGCAGAUCGACAAGUUCUUGCCCAGUACUCUUUGGUACGGGGCGUUUCAGAGGCUUUUACAUUCGUCCAAAAUUCGUGAGGGUCUCAUUAGGCGUUGCCAAGACCUCGAAAGAGAGAACAAACCCGUCAUAGAAUUGAAAAUUCAUUUUUUGACUUUAGUCGAACGGUUUAUGCCCCAUUACUUUGAGGAGUCAUUCACAGGCGAAACCACUCAACCUGGGACUCAAACCACUUUCGGGAUCUCUGUCAUAAUUCGGCCUCCGGGAAAGGACGUGGAACCGAACCUAGAAAUGGAGCCUUUGCCCUUUCGACCCCGUGACAAGCGAAAAGAACUCUGUCUUAUCGACCAACUCAGUCAAAUAUCAGUGGAAGAACGAGACGACGGCGUGAUUGGGAUCCAAUUGGCUCGAAAGAAUGGCAUUCCUUUUUACAUGAACAUGAACUCGAAAAUGGAAGCCUUGGCCUUUCUAAGCCAUGUGUGUGGCUAUUACCGACUCUGUGAAAAAUGGACUAUAAGUUUGACCACUUUUAUUGUCUUCCCGUCGUUGGAUCAAUACCUUUCCGAAAAAAUCCAUGGUCCCAUCACCCGCGAAUUUGUGAACGAGAAGAUGAAUGCCAGCAAUCGGAAGAAACCUGGUUGGUAUCUAAUGAGUCAAGGUACGGAGAAAUACAAUCUCUUUUAUUUGCACGUUUGGGUUGAAGGCAAAGCCAAACCAGAGGUGUUUGCCAUCGGGAAAUCAGCCAAUGGCUUCGAGGUCAUCGGUUUGGGCAAGGGAACUUUCAAGACCAUGCGAGAACUCCGAAGCAUGUUACACGAGCACCAAAACGUCCAAUUUGAGAAUUGCAUUCAUCCGUCCGAAUAUGACAAAGCCUCGACUUUGCUUUUGUGCCGAUCUACGAUCAAAUUAAGGGGCGAUGUUCUGGGCACGGAUUUGGAUGCCAAGGAAAAUGGGGAGAAAGUUGUCAUUCAGUUCAAUCAGCUCAGCCGAUUCGAGGCUCUUGUCCAGGAGGGCGUUUACACCGCGGUUUGGCCCGGGUUUUGGCAGAAACAUCGCGACAAGAAGGAAGUAGCUAUCAAACAACUCAAGCGGGAGUUCCGCCGAUCUCAUCUCGAAGACUUCUUGUAUCUCUCUCAAACAGUUUUGUCGUGGGAUCAUCCUUCGCUGAUCCAAUAUUUUGGCACAACCCUGACGUCCAAAGCCAAUCCCAUGGCUUUGGUUUGUGAAUACUUCAAACUCGGCCAUUUGGCAGGGUAUCUCGAGUGCCAUGGGACCGAGAUUGAAGAUCUUGAUCUCAUGGAAGCCGCCCGAAGCGUCACCAACGGUGUGUGGUACCUUCAAGAGAAAAAUUUGGUCCACGGGAAAAUCCGCUGUGAAAAUGUCUUUGUUUUCCAACACGAUGAUACUCGAUUCCACGUCAAACUAGGCGAUCCGGGCCUAGAUAACGAGUAUACCACGGGUGAAUACCACUGGCUGGCUCUAGAGCAACUCUUGGCACCGGAUCCAUGCUCCAAACGCCACAUAACGUUGAAAACGGAUAUUUGGGCGCUUGGAACCACCUUCUGGCAGAUCUUCUCGAUGGGAAGUGAGCCAUUGCCUGAAUUAGGGAAUGAAGAGGUUCGUCAAAAGUACAUCCAAGGAUUCCGAUUGGAGCGUCCAAGUCGCAUCAGUCCGAGCCUCAACAUGAUUUACCAAAUCAUCACCGACUGUUGGAACCCAAUUCCAGAUGAACGAAGAUCCCCUCAAGUGAUCGUCCGGGAUCUCUCUCAACUCUUGUACCGUUUGUUCAACUCCCGAAAUGUUAAUACCUACAUGAUGAUUGAUGAUUUUGAUAGCCCCGUCAGUUCUAGUAGCCCAAUUCAUUCUAACGACAGCUCCAGCUGCAGAUCUACUCUGAUGGCUUCGGCCGAGACCGAAGUCACCAACAUGGGUGCAGCGAAAAGCUUAGAGCUUCAGAAUGGCACUACCAAGUUCGUGCCCAUGUUCCAGUUCAUGAUGAGCAAUCAUGCGGUUCGUAAUCAAAUCAAUCAGGAGCCGAAUCCGAAUCCCUUUUUCAAGGACAUUGUCCAGUCCUGGGUCGAAUCUCAGAACGGCAAUGGAACAGGAUCGUCGGAUUGCAGUCCUUAUCAUGUUGGGACAUCUCAGUUCACCUCCCAGACAUCGCUCAGUUCCUUCACAACCACGGACUCGGUCUCAUCGAUCUACACCAUAGACAAUGAUACUCAGCUCACAUUCAAUGAAGAACGCCCAUUGGGGGUGGGGAAUUUUGGAGUGGUAUACAAGGGGAUUUUGACGAAGAAUAACGGUGAGGAAGAGAAUGUGGCCAUCAAGAAGUUGAAAGAUGAUUUGGCAGCCGGUGACAUGCAGCAAGAGCUGAAGAUCAUGCGGAUGCUCAAGCAUAAGAACAUUGUCAGUAUCAAGGCCACCUACAACACCAGCAAUAUUCUCAUUGUCAUGGAGCUUCUCUCAAAUGGCUCCUUGAACGACUAUCUCCGAAGUCACAAAGAUAUGAUCCAAUAUCCCAAGCAACUCUUCGAAUGGGCUCAAAACAUUGUCGAAGGCAUGGUGUAUCUCAGUCAGAUGAAAAUUAUUCAUCGCGAUCUCGCUGCCCGAAAUAUUUUAGUCGAUAACGAUUGUCAGGUCAAAAUCUCCGACUUCGGCCUUGCAAGGACUCUCAAUUCCGAUGUUUAUAGCAUGUCCUCGGACACAGAUCUCCCGGUCCCAUGGAUCGCUCCUGAAGGUCUACACCAGCGGACAUUUUCCGUGAAAUCCGAUGUCUGGAGCUUCGGAGUGACCUUGUGGGAGAUCUUCUCAUAUGGAGAAGAGCCGUUUCUCGAUGGGUGUGAGAACUUCUUCCGUACGGCCAUGCCCACAGAAGAUCUCCAGAUGUUCAAGCAACGCCAGCAGGACGAGGUCAAGGAGUGGAUCCGCCUCCUGGAUCAUGGAGCCCGCCUCGGGCAGCCCGAUAAGUGUCCAGUUGCCUUAUAUACCAAGGUCAUGAGCGAAUGUUGGCAUUUGAAGCCCGAGAUCCGGCCCAAGUUCGAGACCCUGGCCAAAAUAAUUAAUCAAAUUGCUUUGCAAAUGACUUGAUCGUUCUGUGUGUGUGUUUGAAAAUGUAGAUCAAAUUGAGCUGCAUUUUACAAAUCGUAAUCGUGAUUCGUGUUGAAAUGUAUCCUGGUAUUUAAUUGUCAGCAAAGUUACAAAAUUGAUCGCCAUAUGGUUAACAUGCAAGAAUAUUUACACAUUUUUCCCCGGUAAAAUUUGAGCAGGUAUGCUUUACUAACAUUAGAAUCAUCAACAUAUUAUCAGAAAGUUGGAGAACUAAAUAAUUGAAAGCAUUUGCUUGUUCAUGGAUUACGAUUGAGUGGAGAAAUGAAUGUGAUUUCAUGCUACUUUCUGA